UGAGCAGGCAGAAUGGGGCAAGCAAUGGACAUCCGCUUUCGUGUUAUAUAACAGAUAAUCACAUGAGAAAUGGAUUCAUAUAAGUACGUUUAGGCUUCGAUUAUUUGCAGUACACUGCGCAAAUGUAAUUAAGAACAUUAUUAAUAACUGCAAUGAACUGUAGUGACAAUUUUUUUUAAAGUAGUGAAUUUUAAUGCUGUUUACUUAGAUCACUAUAAAAUACCAGUUGCUUUUGAUGUUGAAAAUUUAACGUAAAACGUGUUUAACGAUUUUAAUAUUAGUUUGAAGGUAAGAAAUCGAUGUUUGUAUUAUAACACAAAUUUAUAAAUAUUCACGAAAUUUAUAAAAAAAAAUAUGAAAAAAAAGUUUUAUAUACCAUACAGUCGUUAGAUGAAAUCCAUUUCAGAAUAUCCUGUGACAUUUCUGGACGAAAUUGUUUUAAGAACAAAACCAUUACGUGUUGAUACCUGCGAACUUUCCAUCUUAUAUCUAUGGCAUGUUGACGUGUGUUUCAUUGUAACACCACACUGAAUUGUGUACAGUUUGAUACUACAAUUAAUACUAUGAAUUGUAACACAUGUAUAUGUCAAUGAUUUGUGUGACAAAGGCAUCGAUCAAAUGACGUCACUUACUGCAAGUCUGUGAGUCAAAACAGAAGCCUGUUGCAUUGUUGAUAAAGCAACAGUUUGAAAAGCGAACGUAUGACGCGAGACUUACAUUGAAAUUUAAACAAAAGAAUAUCGUGCGUUUGGAAAGAGUGAUUUUAUGUUUCAUGCGCGUUUAUUUAUAGACACGAGAGAAGUGAAGAUAAUCUUACUAAUCUCUUAAAAAUAUUUAUUUGUAGGCGUAAUUAGGAAGGGGUUUUAUGAAACGAAUGAACAAAAUUAGCUGAUGUAACAGAACGUAAGAGCGGGAAUAGCUCAUGACAUCAGUGGAACAGUGAAGUAACACGUGAAUAAAAGGUUAUUAGCCUAUUAGGACCUUUGAACAUAUAUGUAUUGACACAUUUUUCACACACUUAUUGUUGUUUAAACUUAAAACAACUUCUACAGACAAUUUCAAUCUUGUGCUAAUGCGAGACAAGACUUUCAAGUACCUGCCUGAGUAGACCAGUAGCUGUUGAAGGAAGAAAGAGUAAGCGUGUGUGUGUGCGUGCGUGCGUGUGAAGCUCCUGGAUUAUAGCUGCCUUCAUCUUUUGCCUGUCAGUACAAAUAUUCCUUCCUUUCGCCAGUAACCUCGAGUUUACAACUGAAAUGAGGUGAGCCAUUGCGUUGGAACAUUUUUCUGCUUGCUAACAUACCAUCGGCUUUACUCCGAAGAGAAACAAUGUGAAGACAUCGCUUGGUGUGUCGACUGAAAGAUCGGUAUUCAUAUCACAGAUGGUGUGACUAACAGUGAGAAAGAUGUCGCUACUGUACCGCUUUGCGAAGUUGCAAGAUCGCGCCAACACUCACGUGUUCACGUUCGUUGUAACAAAAUCCGUGACACGUGACCUAGAACGUGAUGUAACUUCAAAAGAAUUUGCAUGCGGAUAUCACAAAUGGGCCAUUACAUUUUCUCGUACCGAUAAAGUUUUGGGCGUAUAUCUGGUCUGGAAGAGCCCUUCGGAUGGUAUGCGUGUUUACGUUGAUUUCACGUUUACUCUACUAAACAGAGAACAUUUUAGCGUAAACGAAGCCUUCACCGGGAAGCAGGUGAAGUUUACAUAUGAUUCUCCAGCACAGGGGAACAGGAAUUACAUUCCUGUCAGUGACCUAUACGCAAGAAACUUCACAGACACGAAUGGAGAAUUCCAGCUUGAGUUGACUAUGGGAAACUUAAGAACAGUUUAUGAUACAGAAUUCUCAGUACCACAGUCCAUAUUUGGUUCAUUUCAUCAUCACCAUCAUCAUCGACAUCAUCAUGGAACGGGUCAUCACACAAAUCAUCACGCUUCUACAAAUACCGGCUCGACCUCAGGAACCAAAAGUGGUGCGCAGAAAUUUGAAAGUUCAUAUUUCACGUUCGGUGGGUUUGACUGGAACGUAGCGCUAUAUCCACAUGGAACCAAGGACUUAGGUAGUGGCGAUGGCCGUGUGUCCGUGUACCUCAACAGACUGACCGGGUUCGACCAUCAGUGUCGGGUCAGGUACAACAUCGUACUGGGGGAAAACGACAGGCGUCUAGACUCUGGUAUCAUGGACGAUGUAUCCGAUACAGACGGCAAGGGGUACGGAUGGCAUCCCCGCACACGUUUCAACGACCUGGUGUAUAAGGGAGUUGUACGCCUUCACUUGGAAAUGAUGGUGGCCAAUACACUCAGCGAGGUAGCUGUCACCUCGAGUGUGGGGCUGCAGACACCGGGACCACCCCCUCAUCUGGCGGCUCAGUCACCAGGGAGCCAUCAGCCACCCUCCGCAGUGGUGUUGCCCACUCCCGUGGUAGCCCAGUGCUACGACAGGGACAAGCAAGCCUGGACCAUCAAGAGUGACUGUCACUCGGAGACCGUACGCCUGCACAUGGUGUACAAGGACAUACACAACGUGGCUCGCAACCACCUCAGGUACGUGUGUUGGACGGCCUACUUGAUGCGUCUCCAUGGCAAAUCUGGUCACAUGGAACCAGUUGCUCUCCCAGGAGCUCCCUUCAGCCAUUAUUACUCUCAAGAAGCUUCCGAUGAGGGAAUUAUCAUGGAAACAGACAUCGCUGUCAAGGAAAUGCGGGAACCAGGUUGCCCCUAUCUCACGGACAAGGGUCAGCUACGUGUGCAGGUGGAGUGGGGGGAGUGCUACUUGCUGUUCCAAGCAACAUACCACAAGUAUGAUGACGUGUGCAGAAUACACAACUACCAGAUGAGACGAGAGAUUGGCGUAUUGCAGGCUGAGAAUUAUGGUUUGGAGAGACAAUUGUUCAGCUACCAGAAGAGCAUUGCUUACGCCCACUCGAGAGGAACCUACUCUGAUGAUCCUGCGACCCCUGAUGGACGCUGUGAAGACGACGAUGAUGGACCAUAUUUUGAGGAACCAGCUUACUCAUUAGGCGACAGAAGUCUGUCCACUGACACAGAAUAUGCCUGAGGACAAGCAAAACUCACCAGUAGAUACCAUUCCACCACUGCAGUUAAGAUUCUACCUAAGAGACCUGGAGAACUUCCGCAAACUCCCAGAAGACCAUCAAGGUACCAAGACAUAAAUCUCAAGCCAAGAUCUCGUCACUUACCCCCGUCCCCAGUGAUAACCACUAAGAAUUUUAACAAAUCGCCCAUACAAAUGAUGCCACCUUUGUCCCUGUCCAUUAACAGUAAAUCAAAUAAUGAAAGUACCAGACACAGCAAUACGGAGGAAAGCAGAUCUCAUGCCUCCUCUAUAUGGGAAACUUUAGCGGAUUUCGUUUGUUCUCUAGGAACUUUUGCAUCCAGAGCUGCUAAAUCAAGUAGACGUAAGAAUUAUAAUCUUUAAGAAGAAUUAGACAGACAAUGUCGGUAUUGUAGCCUUCAGUUUUUAAAUUAUUGCAAGCUAUAACGUAUCUGAGUUGAAAUUAAGGAUUGAAUGCAAUUUAAUUCAUUCCAUAUUUUUUUUUACUGUUACAUGUACACCCGUUGCCUGACAACGCGUUGAUUAAAUUUCUUACAUUGCUCCCUCCUUAAGGCUGAUCGUCCCGAGUAGCCUAUCGGUACAACGUCUAUUCUUCCUUUCCGAGGUUUCCUCUUUGUUUCAUCUCAUCUUCCUUCGCGUUGCUCGUUUAUUCCCCCGCGGUGUUCAUUCUUCUUGAGUGACGGAUUUGAUCAACGAGUUGCCAGGCAAUGGGCGCACAUGUAACAAUAUAUUAUUUUCAUAGAACAGUCUCAGUACUGUAGCCUUCAGCUUGUACAUUAUUAUAAGUUAUGCCAAAUCCGAUUGAAUUAAGUCCUUGUAUAUUUAUAUAUAAAUUUCACAGCUCAAGAUCAGUACUCGAGCCUUCAGUUUGUAUAUUAUUGUAAGUUAUGCUGAAUCUGAGUUGAAAAUAAUGACUCAAUGCAAUUGAAUUCAGUUCAUUAAUAGAUAAUUGCAAAAUAAGCAUCGAGUAAUACAAAUAAGAGAAACAAGCAAAAUAAAACAAGAGUUUAUGUCACGUAAAUAAUAAUUCAGUUAUGUUUUUAUUCAUUUACAUGCUGAUCUCAACAGCUGG
Messenger RNA from Cryptotermes secundus, 4146 nucleotides. RefSeq lists its product as uncharacterized. The transcript has 9 exons. Lineage: Eukaryota; Metazoa; Arthropoda; Insecta; Blattodea; Kalotermitidae. Gene Ontology annotation, molecular function: protein binding. Bases 1404 to 3056 code for a protein of 550 amino acids. The record is from RefSeq and is a predicted model, not a curated record.